Molecule: messenger RNA, 687 nt
Organism: Salvelinus sp. IW2-2015
Lineage: Eukaryota; Metazoa; Chordata; Actinopteri; Salmoniformes; Salmonidae
Product: caspase-14-like
Biological process (GO): regulation of inflammatory response; proteolysis
Cellular component (GO): IPAF inflammasome complex; NLRP3 inflammasome complex; AIM2 inflammasome complex
Molecular function (GO): cysteine-type endopeptidase activity
Source: RefSeq, a predicted model, not a curated record
AUCAGUGCACAAUGUACGGUUUUGCAACAGUGUGUGUGUGAAUUUGAAAGCAGACGUUAGUUGAAAAUAUUAUGGCAAGGCAAAUGGCUCACUCUCGAAUUCAGGAGAUUGACAGAUAUGACUUGACGGGAAAACGCAGAGCUUUGAUGUUGUGUACCACUCACGCUGGUGCUGAUGGCGACCUCAAAAUAAUGAAGAAACUUUUCGACGAUUAUGGUGUCCAGUUUGACCCACCUGUUAUUAACCAAACUGCAGAGGGAAUGAAGAAGGCAGUCUCUGACUUCAGAGACAGAAUCAACAGAAGCCCAGAAAACAUCAGCUGUGUUUUUGUAGUGACCACCUCCCAUGGAGGCCAGGAUGUCAUCGUAGAUGCAGACAACAACUGUCUGUCAGUGAAAGAUAUAAUUGAACCGUUUGGAGACGAGCUGUGCCCCAGGAUGAAGGGGAAACCCAAGGUCUUCAUCAUAGAUGCCUGUAGAGGGUCACGGAAUGAUUCUGGAGUGCUUCAAAACUCUUCUGCUGAUACUACACCAUCAAAGGCGGACGAAACAACACGAACAUACAGGUCCAGUCGAAUACCACCAUGUAUUAAUGAUAUGCUGGUUGCAUAUUCAGCUAUGACCGGUAAUUGCAUCAUUUACUUUUUAGAAUUGUUUUCAGUUUAAAAAUACAGAGACUUAGUUACUC